Messenger RNA from Porites lobata, 25301 nucleotides. The record is from the annotation of a GenBank genome assembly. Lineage: Eukaryota; Metazoa; Cnidaria; Anthozoa; Scleractinia; Poritidae.
UUAAAUAGAGCUGAAAAACACACCCACCAAGUAUUUGCCGGAGAGGUAAGAUACAGCAAGUAAAGCACAGUCAAGAGUGAAGACAAUGCUGGCGAAGCAAGUCUUCGGUUACUUCGCUUUUCAGAUGUUAUUUUUGCCGCUCACUACAGGUAGGUGUCUAAGCUAUUGAAUGAUUCUUGACUACUGAUUUCUUACAGUUUCUGCAAGAGAAGAAACAUUUUGUAAAACAACUUGAUUAUUUAUUCACGUUGCAUUUAGAAAAUGUUAAGGGAGGUUCCACCUUUUUGAACUGUCAGAAAUGACCGCGAACCCACAAAUUUAAGAAAGUCGAUGAUAGUGAAAAAUGUCUUAACUUUAUGUGUGUAUCCGUUCUUAAAUACCAAUGAUUCCUCGGUAAAGGUUUGUGUUAAGGUCCAUUUCAUUUUAUUUAUGAACUGGGACAUGAAGCAAUCCCUUGGAAUCAAUAUGGAGUGGUUACAAUUAGGUAUAUUUGUCUGUGCAAUGACUGUAUACAAGGUCGAUGAAAGGGAACGCAUACAGAUGACAGGGUAUUACUUCAAUGCAAUUAAAUGAUAUUUAACUUUAAAAUACUUAAAACUUUUUUUGCAUGUAUGGUAUUCAAGCGUAUGUCUUUCAAACUGGGAAGGUGAAUAUUUCCGACACAUCCCAAAACAACCAUGGCUGCCAGACCGUUUCUUUCAAUACUCAGUUCCAGGGUUCUGGAGAUGUAAAGGUGUUUGCAACGCUUAGCCACGGAAGCGAACAUGUCAAAAUCCACGACCCAGCGUCUGUUUGGGUGAAGUCACUCUCCACAUCUGGUUUCGAUGCCUGCGUUCGUGAAGCAGGCACUGGUUCUAGAGGCGCGUCUGUGAUCAACUGGCUUGCUUUUCAAGGCUCGCACCAAGGUCUUGAUUCAGGAAUCGUUGAAUUUGAUGAAUUCACCUCAAGAACCCAGUGCAAGAAGAUAUCGCUUAGUAUUCAGAAUAAGGUGAGAUGGUAAAGUAGGUGAAUUCAAUCAGUCAUUUUAACAUACUUACAGGUGACAAACAAUACAUCCUUACUUGGACAAAAUCGAUCAGGCAUGGAAGAAGGGGCCUUAAGCCUAAAGCUACAUGUACAAUCGAGAAUUCGGAAGUCCCAUGCUUUACUGUCAUAAUUAGUCACUUAGAAGGAACUUUGAAAAUGUCACAUCAGGGUUAUGUAGAAUCCCAGACCCUACAUUUUCAUUCUUCUUUUUUUUUCUGUGUCAUAGAUAAUUGUUCUUUUGUUAUACUCUGUCUUAGGCGAGACCCCAAGUGUUUGUGACUGUUCUACAUAAACAUUCCGACCGACCAUUUGACUCCAUGAACAUUUGGCUAGAAGACGUCAAAAAGGAUGGUUUUGUGGUUUGCUUGAGGGAGUUUAUGAGCUUUGACGGCAUCCAUUCAGGUCUCAAAGUGGUAAGUUGAAAUUAGAGAAGUCUGAGGUGACUAGUCUUUAUUGCUCUAUUCACGAAAUUACCACGCAGAGUCUGUGUGGCAAAGAAGUCCACCUUGGGGUAACUAAAGGGUGCGUUCCAGUCAGGUGGCAUCGCACACUACACUUCUAGGUACAAUAAAUUCUAUAUCGUGCUUCUUCUCCAACUUGUAUUACUAAAAUUAAUAUAUCAAAAACAACAGUGAAAACAAGAAAAUCGAUUCAGUUAACGUCUUAAGUGCUAGUUUAUUUAGGUUACAUAUACCUGUUCCCAAUGCUUUUUGCAGCACUUCUGUCUCUCGGAGCUCCCCAUCUCAGGACGACGAAUGAUGAUAAUAAUCGUCCGCAAAUCUGCAAAUAAAUUUGUGCAUAUUCUCUUUUUUUUAAAGAACUGGCUUGCGUAUGAUGUGCUCCCGGGGUCUUGGAAUAUUACUGAAAGAGGAAAGCUUCAUUUUUCUGGACUUGGUGCACCAAAGAAAGAAAACAACUAUGCUUUUUGUCAGGUAGGAAAGACUAACAGUCUUCUAUAUGUCUUUGAUGAGCCUCUGUUUAGUUUAGUUCAGCUCAAGGGAAAACGUGUAUCGCCCAUUUCCAAGAGAAACUAUAGCGGUCUGUUUCUAUAAUGAAUGUACGGUUAUCAGUGACAAAAUAGGGUUUACCGUAUCGUUGAUCUUGAUUUCCGUUGCACACUAUAUUUGAAUUGUACAAUAGUGCAUCCACUAGCAGUCUUUAUAAACCUUGAUGUUGCACUAUAAUCUCUGUUAUUUAUUUCUUUUGGAAAACUUGCAAGACUUUAAGAGGAAAAACACUUUUACCCAUUAUUAUAGGCAAGUUAAAUAGGAACUGUCUAACAUAACAAUAACAACAAACAAAAACGUUAUUGACAGCAAUGAAACCGAUAACACAUACACACUACCUACAUUUAGCAAAAGCUAUGGGAGGCAGGCAGUGUACAUGGACUGAUGCAUUUUUAAAUGUCUUAACUGUUAAAACAAGAAAAAUACAGAAAGGCCUAUGAACUUCAAUACUUUUUCUUAAACCGAGGUCGGAAUAAUAAGGUGAUAAGCUUUGAAUAAGGCUUUAACUAUGCACUUUUGUGUAAUAAUGGUUUUCAGGAUUAUAAAUUCGAAAAUCCAUUUUACGAGCCUCCUAGUGUCCUCGCGUCUGCUAGACAUGACAACGACACCAGUGCUCUGUGGAUGAAGGCUGAUGGUCGUUUUAGCAACGCUUUAAAUGUUUGGAUCGAGGUAAGUAAUUUUCUAGACCAUAUACAGCCAUUUAUAUUUCCUCAUUUAUUGAAACUGAUUUUAGGGUGCUGUUUUCAAUUGCUUCCACACUCCAAGUAACUGAGUAAAAAUAAAUUAAGCGCUCGAAAUGGCUGCACCGCUUUUAUAUUUGACUUGUGUCAAAUUCCUCAGUCAUUACUGUCGUUUCAACCACGGUUUUGUACCAAGCAAUUUUUCAAUAUUUUUUAUUUAAUUUUAAAUGUGGGCUGGAAAAAAACUGGCGAAUAAAAGAACUUCAUUCAAUUUCAGUAAAAUUGAGUCAGUCGAAAAAAUUGAUUUAGAUAAUUCUAAAAAUUUAUUUUCUGCACACACUUUUCUUGCGUUUGGAUUUCUCACCCCACAAAAGACAUACCCCCUCUUUACAAAUCUAGGAACUACGAACCUACUUAAGACGCAGAAAGCUCCACUUUUUUUCUCAUUUUACUUGGAUAGACUAGGGAAAUUUUGAACUGCCAGGUACUUAAUUAUAAAUUUAAUAUUUAGUUCAUUGUUUAGGAAUUCUAUAAAUUUUUUGUAACUUAGUUUGACCGGAGUAGUAAAUUGAUCGAACUGAACAGGAUUUCUGGCUAAAUUUGUAGCAGUAAUACCUGAAUGAAUUUGUUGUCUUCUAGGAAAUCACUCGUUUGUCUUUUAAAUUGUGCAUCAAGGACAGCCAGGGAAUAAGCAAGUCGCACGAUCCAGUUACAGUGGACUAUGCAGUUGUGGGAGGUAAUUUGUUGUUUUCAUUGCAUCCAAAAGAAGAAACUUUAGUUAAGAUAUAAACAGUUUUAAAAUCGAAAAAAGAAAAGAAAAACAAAAAAGGACAAGUUUUUUCAGUUGGACAUAUACACAUGUAGUGAGGCCUUACAAAAUGUAUUGUCUUUUAUAAUUCUUCUGACUUAGGUCUAGCCCCGCAUGCCGAAUGGGGUAAUAGUUUUCCGAAAAAUGUAUUAUUUUAAGCACUUCAUGCUUCAGGAAGAUUUCCGGUAGGAGUUGAGGAAAAAAAUUGGUCAAAUUCCUGUCGUAAGAAGUGAUUUUGUAUUUUGUCUCAAAGAUAUUGACCCGUGCACAAAUGUUACUUGCGAUUACCAUGCCAUCUGCAAAGCUUUCUCUGCAUUUGAUGCCCGCUGUGUUUGUGAUGACAACUGCCCGUCAUAUGAGGAGCCAGUGUGUUCAUCCAACUCGACAACAUUCAAGAACAGGUGCUUUUGUCUGCUGGACAUUUGCCAACGCAAAAGCAACCACACGCUUUAUCAUCCUGGCAGCUGUACAGGUAGAAUUCUUAGGCUUUUUUACAUUACUUCUUUUUUGCCUACUACAAAGCAUGAGAGGAUCCACUAGGCCUGGGUCAGGAUUAAGUAUUGCUUUUGUUUCCGCCUUCUCAACGCAUGUCCCUCUUACUCCCUCCACACACAUACUCCCCAUCACCAUAGAUGAGUUGAUAGAGAAAUCCAUACCGGCCCUCUCUUUGUUAAUCUAAUUUGCUGGAUGCGAACUACCUGGAUGUGGAAUAGAAUAGAAUAGAAUAAAAUAGAAUAGAAUAAUUCUUUAUUUGAACACGAUAAAAUUCAUCAGGAGUAUAAAAAAUUUUAAAUAAACCUAUAACUACCCUAAACAAUAUGCAAAACUAUCUACAACUAACCUAACUAAGUCCUGUUUGUUAUGAAUUGUCGUGUACACAGUACUUAAAAAAUCAGAAAUUCAGAUGAGCCAAUCCUAUAAAUUGACUUAAAGAUUUAGCCUCUCUCAUAUCACAGGGCAGGCUGUUCCAGAGAAUUGCUCCGCUGUGACUGAAACUGUUCUUUAUGAAGUUAGUUCGCUGGAACGGGACAAAUAGUAAACAGAGUCCCUUAAGGAAUAGUACGUUUCAUAUCGUUUAACACAUUUAGAGGAUAAAUAUCGUGGAACAAGAUCAUUUAAAGUCUUGUACACCAUUAGGGCUUUUUGUAUUUGAAACUGAGUGCUCAAGUCUUUCCACUCGUACUCUUAGUUCUCUUCAUCAGUUUAAAUCUCACGUACUCCAACGCUACUCUGACGUCACUAACUUCAACACCUGGAAGUCGAUCUGCUGCAAAUGCAGUAGGUCACGUAAUCUUCCAUUAGCUGGUAACUGCUGCUACUAAGACUUUUUAUCGGCUGCGGGAGGGAUUCAUUCUUAUCGUUUUUACAAAUGGCAUUUUUAUAGUUUUUACAAUGUUUAAUGUUUACAUAGUUAGUAUUUGUGUAUUUUCCGUACGGGCACACUUAAUUUGGAGCCUCGCUUUGUUGUGUGUCCCGCACCUUCGUCCCCCGUUUUUGUGUCUUGUUCAAAUGUAUUUUUUUCCUUAGUCUUUUUUAGCAUUGUAAUCAUGGUGAAAGCGAUUAAAUAAAUAAUAAAUUAAUUAAUUAACUUGUCUAAAUAAGCGGUUGACAUCAGCAGCAUAUCUAGGAAAGGUUAGAACACGAGCAGCUCGGUUCUAAAGCUUCUGUAACCUGUCAAACAACGUUUUUCCACAAUUAUCCCAGGCAAUAUUACAAUAAUCGAAUUGAGAUUGAAUGAGAGCGUUGUAUACACAAUGGAGAGCAAGCAAUGGAUUAACACCUCUAUUGCUUUUAAUUGCUCCUAUCCCGGAAGCGAUCUUUUUAGAUAAUUUAUCGAAGUGCGUUUGCCACCGUAGAUUUUCAUCAAUAUAUAUUCCAAGUGAUUUUACAGAGGUAUAUUUUACUAUCGGAACAUUAUCAGUUGAGAGCUCGGGUUGGCUCGACAAAGUACUCAAUUUUUGUGUUGAUCCAAUUAGCAUAAGUUCAGUUGUAGCAGUGUUCGAUGUAAGUUUGUUAGAAUAAGCCAUUUGUUUAGGUUAGCUAAAUGGUGAUCCAAAUUUAACUGUAUUGAAUUCACAUCAACAUCUGCGUAAGUGAUGUGUGUGUCAUCAGCAUACAUCCUAGGCUGGCAUGAAGGCAGUUUGGCAAAUCGUUGAUGUAAAUAUGAAAUAAAAGGAGACCAAGGAUUGUUCCCUGUGGUACCCCGCAUUUAGGUGAACAGAUUCUAGAAAGGGAACCAUUAACGAGACAUCGUUGUGUACGACUUGUCAAGAACAAUUCCUUGUAUUCCAUAAAGGUUCAUUUUAGAUAAAAGGAUAUCAUGAUCAACAGUGUCAAAUGCCUUUUUUAAAUCAAGAAAAGCCACAGCAUUAACAUCACCACUAUCGAUAUUGAAGGCCUAGUUAUCAGUAGCUUCAUUGGCAAGGUGGAGCCCAAUUAUUGAAAAAUGGUUAUUAAAAACAUGAGAAAGCUCACUAGAAUUAGAAAUAAUGGAACCAUUUAACUUCAAUUCUUCCACUGUUGUAUUGUUGGUGCGACGGGGAGUAAGUUCGUUAAUGGUUUGCCACGUUUUUGGAGAAUUACCUUUAGAUUGACUAAAAGCAUUAUAAUAAUAAGAGGCUUUAGAAGUCUUGAUGUUAUUAUUUAUUGUAUGUAGUACUUUGCCCAGUCGCGUGGAUCAUUCGAUGCCAUAGCGAUCUUUUGGGAGCAUCACGAUCGCGCAUGCCUUUCUUUAAUUUUGAAUUGAUCCAGGGUACUUUUUUUAUUCUAGCGCGUCUACUUUGGAGUGGAGCGUGAAAGUUAACAACAUCGAAAAGAUUCGUUUUCCAGUCAGCCCACCAAAACAUUAGGAUCAUCAGAGCCGUUACAAGUCCAGCCCUGCUGGUCGAUAUCGUUACGAAAACGCUCUCGAUUAAGAUUCUUAAAAUUUCUGUAAGAAAUGGUUGAAUGCUCUUUCGAGGGAAAAGCAGGAGAUAAUUUCCUAUAAACGUAUAUAAGGCUGUGAUCGCUGAUGCCAAUAUGAGAGACUCCGGAACAGACUAUCCUGUCGACAUAGUUUGUAAAAAUUAAAUCAAUUAAAGUUGACGAGGAUUCUCUUCUGCUAGUAGGUUCAGUUAUAAGUUGUUGAAGCCCAAAUAAAUCAGAAAUUUCAUAUAAGCGACGAGUAUUUGAAUCAUUAUUGUAAAGAGGCCAGGUUACAAUUUUAAUCACCUAAAAGAUAUAUUCAAGACCAAGGGAAUCUAAUUGUUCAAGAAAUGAUUCAUAAAAUAAACUAAAUCAAUCGAAGAGCAAGGAGGUCUAUACCAUGUAGCUAUCAGAAAUGGCUUUGAGUUAGGUUUACGAAUUUCAAUACAUAAAUUUUCAAGAUUAGGUACAUUUAGAUUAGAACAAACCACAGUUAGUCGAGAUUUUUAUAUAAAAGUCUACUCCUCCGCCUUGUGUGUUACUUUUAAAAAACUAUUAACCCUGGUCUUGAAGCAAAAACUAUUUCUUGUUUUUCUACUCUUCUGUUUUAACUCUUUGCAUUUGUAUGCAUCUCCGUUUAGGCUUUCCAGUUCAGACCGGGCGAGUUUCGCUUGUAAGGCAAGUAAAAUCAGCUGAGACAGCCUGUAAAGUGGUGAAAUUUCGGCCGUUCUCCUUCUAUCCUGACAAAGAAGUACACGUGCAAAUAACGACUAAUCACUGGAACAUAAGUAGGAAAAAUUUUGUACAUGAUGCGACGGUUUCAUGGGUGCACACCGUUAACUACGAAAAUUUUGAGGUGAAUAUUAUUGAAAACAAUUUUUCAGUUUAUCGUAAAGGACAGUGGUCUAUCAAGGAGUAAUAGUUUGUAACUCGAUAGGAUUUCAACAUUUCCAUACUCGUCUAAAACCAUGUGUCGAAAGAUUGGAUGUUAACUCUAGGAAUAGAAUUGAGUGCAAUUAACAGCUACACCUUUUAAUUUUUAUUAUUAUUAUUAUUUUUUUGUCAGUAUUAUUAUUUCUCUUACCUUUUUUAUGAAUAUUUGUAAAAAACAAUCUUUAACUGUUCUUUAAUUCCUGACCUGCUUGAGGGGCCCUUUUUUCAGGGACUCUGUUAUUUAUAUUUAUUUAUUAUUUAUUUAUUUAUUUAUAUUUAUUUAUUUAUUUAUUUAUUUUUACAUCUAUAGGAGUAUAUGUUAUUCAUAUGCUUUCACUUGGUAUUAAGGUGCCGCAUUUUUAUUAUGUAAUGUUUCUUCCGUUGAUUUAUAUAUUCAGAGGCCCUGAAACUGUUGCGCCUCGUCAAUUUCUUAAUUUCAUAACAAUUUCUUAGUUCCACUUUUACUCUUUAAAUUUUGCUUCAUGUGUCCUUUUUUCACAAUAUUAUGUAACAUACUUACAUAACUCGUUAUCAGAAUUUUUCAUCUCAUGUGUAUAUAAAUUAUAAUUUAUAUAACCCGUAGCUUGUACAAAGGUUAUCCAGAUUUUGAUUGUGAUUUUAAGUAAAAAGUACACUGAGGAAGCCCGAAGGGCUUAACAUUUGUAUUCUCAGCUCACCAGAAAAAAAAAAUGCACAUACGAUAUAAAAUAGAAAUUUACCUAAUAACUUUUGAAUAUUAUCUUUAGGUCUGCGUGACAGCAGCAGGAAGAAAUGACCGCUCUACUAAGGAGUUUGCCACUGUGGACUGGAUGGCUUACCAAGGGGCACCUGAUGGUGGUGUGGCGGGAAAAUCACACAUUUCACAGUGGUGGACUGGAUCACAGUGUAAAGAAGUUAUCCUUCCCCAGGCAAUCAUCUAUUUUAUUUCCAUUUUCUGGAAGUGCACUAGCCUGAGAAAACAUCCGACAUUUGGCGACGCUACCACUGGUUUCCCCGCCAAAUGAUGUCUGAGAAACGAGCGCAGAAAUCCCAUACUGAUGACGCGUCACUACCCAGAUCUGGGUAGUGACGCGUCAUCAGUAUGGAAUUUCUGCGCUCGUUUCUCCGACAUCAUUUGGUGGGGAAACCAGUGGCAGCGUCGCUAAAUGUUGGCUGUUUUCUCAGGCUAGAAGUACACUUAAGGCAAUUGUUUUGAGACCUAGAGGUGGCGAGAGUCCAUGUCACCCUCCCAUUGUCAAUAUCUUUGAUUACGAAUCUUACAGUGUUGGUAUCAAGUCUCGCAAUUUCAAUGCAGCAGUAAGAAAUUACGUCAUUGUUUCACUGGCUGCCAUACUGGAUUUUCAUUGUGUUAGGAACGGAUUUUCAUUGUGUUGGGACGAAAUCAAGAUAUUCAGAUAAUUUGAAUGUUGAAAAUCAUAAAAUUUAUUUUAUGCAUUACAUAAGUAAUAACUGAUUUAGUAAAAAUCCGAGAUAUCCUAUCAAUGUCGACCACUUUCAAAUGCCCUGUUCCCCAAUCUGCAAAUAUUUAAUAUUCCACCUUUCGAUCUAAAACGGGUUUGAGGGAUUGGGGGAGGGGGGGGGGUCAUUUAAUAUUUUGGGGCAAAGGGAGAAAAAGUAAGGUUAUAAGAUGUUUAAAAAAUGAGGUUUGAAGUGAAUAAUUAAUAGAAAAAUACUGCCCACUAGCAGGCUAGAUCCGUCAAGACUGAGAAAAAAUUCACUCAUGCUCUAAAUUUUAUAAACAUGGCAAACGUUUGUCUUCGAAUUCUGCCAAGGUGUGUAUAAAGUAUAAACGAACAGCAACUGAGCAGAAAAUAUUCAAGCAAACGAUGAAAUAAAACGGACAAAACCGUGUACAACUUAAGGCGGUUAGACACUUAACCACCAUAUCAAAAAGCCAUGCUUUGAUCGAAAAAAGUUGUGUACUGCGACUACAUGCGGAUCAUAUUUCAUUUUUAUCCUAAGCUCUGUAUUUUUGCGAUGUUCUUAAAAAAUUACUAAAUGGAAAUAUUAAUUAGUCUGUUUAUUAAUCUGGAGGUACAACUCACAUUUCUUGAUUGUCAUCAAUGAUUGCUUCACAGGGAAAGUUUGCUGCUGCACCAACAGUCCUGGUUACAGCACAGCAUAUUAGUGCAGCCUUUAAGCACGAUGCCGCAAGUUUGUGGGUAGAGAACGCAACCAGUUCCUCCUUUUACAUUUGUCUUCGAGAACUACAGAAUUAUGAUGGUCUACAUGAAGAUAUCUUUGUGGUAAUUUUACUAUCUUAAUUUUUCUAAGAGAAACACAUUCUAAACACUAAAGAAAAAAGCACAGAAAGCAAGGUUUAAAUGAAAAUUGUGCGAAAGAGAAGACGUGCAAAAAGAUGAUAUAAAAGCGCCAACUCUUGUAUAACUAACAGCCAUUAAACAGUACCCACUAUUCAGAGCCUUUGAUGAUUUUAGCCAUGCCUUAAGCGUGGUUAUACCCUUAACCCUUUAGUGAGACCAUCCAGUAGCGAAAAACACGCAUUUGUUUGUUUGUUUGUUUGUUUUUUAACAAAUCUUCCUUUUUGGACCUGUUUUUGGCCAAUUAGCAUGGGAAUGGCUGAUUACGAGGUUCAUGUGUGCAACUCUGUCAGGAUUUGCAACACUAAGGGCAUGUUUCGUUUCUAAUUGUAUGAUGUAAUGGAAUCUAUUUCGAUAUUUUUGUUGCUCUCUUUUCCCCCUUUACUUGUCUUUUCACUAACCGGCGGUUUUUUUCGUCCCUCUUUCGCGUUGAAUUUUGGAAGACCAAACUUUCCAGAAAUGGCAAAAUUUCUAAUGUGCAAAGGAGAGAAGGCCAAUAGCACAAUUUGCUGUGGAUUCUCUCCCAAAAUGUUGCUUGGUUUUAUUUUGUGUGUAACUCUGUCAGGAUUGGUCCAACUUUGAAAAAUAAGGCACCUCUGAAAAGAUCUAUCCUUACUAAUUCUGUUGCUAACCAUCUUAAUAGCUUAAACAGCAAACUAUAUGGGUCCAGGAAGGAAAACAUGCAUAGUUUCAAUCAUAUGGCACCGAAACAACCAAAGCGAUCGCUAAAGGGUUCUAGUCAGUUCGCGAACGAUCGUAUUUAAUCUGUCACUUGUCUUAAUCUGUUUCCCAAUGCCUGUUUUUAAAGGGUUAUCUUAUAAGGAUUUACCUGUUCGCAAACGGUUGUAUUUAAUCUUUCAGUUUUAUUAAUUUUAUUUCCGAACGCUUAUUUUUGAAGAAUUAACGAGAAUGCUUCUACCAGAAUGAGAUAAGAACAGCAUUUGGAAACCCACUGUUGACUGCUGUUACUUUUUUUCAGAAUUGGAUGGUCUUUGAAACAAUCCACCGGCCCCUUUUUGCCGAGAGCAAACAAGUGAAUUUUCCAAACAGCAGCCCUGUUUCUGCAAACUACAACGGUGCGUUUUGUAAGGUAGGGAUCGAGCAUUUCUGAUAAGCGAAAGCGAGAUCAUUCUGUAACAGUUUACCUUGUGCAGAGCAUAUUUAGGAGCUGAUUAGUUCGAAAUGUUUUGUUGUUGUUGUUGUUGUUGCUGUUGCUUUUUUGCUUUUUUUACGUUUUCGACCAUAAUCCGUUGGAACGUUUUGUGUUCUUUGGGAAUUUUACAGACAUGUAAGCCAUGAAACCGAGCAUCUUUAAGUUUACCUUGUUUCACGUGCUAUGUUGUACAGCGAUGUUUUCAGUUCAGAGAAAAUGUUGUACCGGAGCUAGGCUCCGCCGCUGUUGUUUCCCUCGAACACCCCAGUCGCACAAAUGAGCCUUCUUGCCGGCUACACUCCGCUAAGAACACUAUGGGUAGUUUUCGACACCUAUCACUUGGUAUCAAAGGAGAAAUGGUAAGGGUAACUUGCGGACUGACUGCGGACAAUUGUUUUUAGGGUAAGAAUUGGUAAGACAACGAUUAGACUAUUGUUGUCACCUUCUCAUUUGCAUGGUGAAAACAAUAUUCUGCAGUCUGCGUUUUACACUGGCCUUAUUUCAAUAUAAUUUUUGGCACGAUAUUAACAGCCAAAGUUUUCUAUCCUCAGGAUUUGCAAUUUGCAAGGAAUUACGACAAGGAGCCCAUAGUAAUAAUAGCAGCCAGUCACAACUCAGAAGGCAACAAUCUUAAACCGAUACAUAUGUCUGUUACUGCAUGGAUUGAGGUAUUGAAGGAUGCAGUUGUUGUAUGAUGUAAUAAUUGGUUCGGAAUUUAAAAAAGGGAAGACUGAAAAUAUCUCUUAGAAGUUGCCAUUUGAAGCAAUCUACGUGUGCCAACAUACUCCAAUGCUCAUUCCGUCGAACGUUCAGUUUAUCAACCACCGUUAUUCAAAUCUUAAUUCCCUAUUUUGCGUCUGAAGUUAGUUUCUCCUGCUGCUUGCAAAUGUCAAGAAUUUUAGUAACCUUGUGUAAAAAGGAAAGCAACCUAAUGACAGGCACGCGAAAGGACUAAAAAAAUUCUUGCUCAGUUGUUACGAAACUUGAAUUGUUUGUAGAUAAAUUUAUGAAAGGUCCUCAGAUUUGUUUUGUUUGUUUGUUUUUUAUGCUGCUGUUGUUGUUGUUUUUUUGUUUUCGUUUAGCAGGCUCAAAUCAAAGUUAUAAAAUAGUCAGAGUUAGCGCAGGAACUCUCUCCAUAACAUAGGUUACAAAGACUCCAUAUGCCCUCCUCAAAGACAAAACACUAAUGUUUUGUUUAUUACAUACUAAUUACAGUACAAUCAAAUAUCGAUACCUUUUGUUCUGAAGAAGAGUUUAGCGUUUGAAGCGAAAUGAACAAGUUAUAAGUAGAGGGUCUCAAUGGAGUGGUAGCUGUGACGUGGACGAUUGUUUUUUUUAAUUUUGACGGUUGACGGCUAAAUUUUAGGGCUUUUGACGGUUGACGGUUAUUUAGGAAAAAUUUAGUCCAAAAAUAAAGUAAAUAUUAACUUUUGUAUAACGAUAAUAUUAACUGUUGUGUUUUGGAAGUUGCCUUGGCCUUUCACAUAUAAAAUUUUGAAAUAUUUUAUGACAUAUGAAAGUGGUGGGAUAUUGUAAUGUUUAGAAAGAGUGUUUUUGAGAACUUGACCCGUGGUGUUUCCAAUUUAGAGUUUCUUCAUCAGCCAAAAGUCCGUGAAGAUCAGCUGAAAUAAUGAGAUUUGAGAUACCUUGAAACGUUUUCACGGUUAAUAUCACUCCGAAUUUUUUUACGGUUGACUGUAAAAAAUAACCUUUUCUGCCGACGGUUGAUGGUUAAAUUUUAGGCCGUUUGACGGCUGACAGUUAACCCCAUUGAGACCGUCUGAGACCGUCUGAAUAGGAUAUUAUCAUUUUCACAGCACAUUAAAACUGGCGAAUUCCGCAUUUGUCUCAAGGAGUUGUACGCUGACCAACACGAUCCUGUGAAUGUGUCCUACGCAGUACUAGCAGGUAGGUUAGACAGCAAAAAAGAAAAAAAGACUUUCUUUGCAAUUGCAGUAACCAGGGACACGCGAAUUAACUAAAUUAUAUUAUUGUUUUGUAUUUGCUGGGGUUUGGGGGAACCUAGGGUGGAUUUGUACUGUCUGGUAAUACAGGCAAAGUAUGAAAGGUCGCGCUUAAACGUAAAAAGUUGAACAUCGCUCAACUUUUACGUUUACCCCCCAACACUUUAUACAUUACCCUUUAUUUAAGCACAUAAAAUUUACGUACGUCCGCAAGUAAAAAUCACGUGACAGUGGAAAUCCACCUUAAGCGUGAAGGUUACCAUACGUCUAUGUAGUUUCCACAUUUUCUCCAGUUUUUAUAGGGUCAACUUAUUCACAUAAGUUUUGUACUAUGCAUUAAAAUAUGUACUGAACCUCGUUUACAUUUCAUUGCUUGGCUCCUGCAGAUGUUUGUAAACCCGGCUGGUCAUAUUUUGGUGGUAUUUGCUACUCAACCAGUCAAAGCUGUAUGAACUGGACCGAGGCCCAGAAGACUUGCCAAUCAUACAGCGCUAAUCUCAUCAGUGUACGAAACCAAGAAGAGAACGUCUACAUUCAGCAUAGGCUGAAUGGUGCCAGGGGCUGGAUUGGACUAAGCGAUAGGGACACGGAGGGAACUUUUGUCUGGGCAGAUAAUCAAACAAACAAUUUCACUUACUGGGCCAAGAAUCAACCAAACAACUUCAACAAUGAAGAUUGCGUUCACACCCUGGGAGUAAAACAUAGUUUUAAGUGGAAUGACGUGAGCUGCGGAAGCUGCCAUAACUACACUUGUUCAGAAGGUAUGUAGAAGCCUUAACAAUGUUCCUGCAAGGUCGUUUGCUUUCCUUCCUCAUUCGUCUGUUUAUUAAUCAAAAGCUAUUGGUUUCCUUUUCGUUAUUUGAGGCUACGUAUGUCCUGUUCGUGUCCAAGUAUAAACACGUUUAAAAGAUUUUUAUUGAAACACUGUUUAGAAUAGUCUCUUCAUUGUCGUUUUCCUUUUAUCAUUCGUUUAUUUACCCAACAAAAGUUACGGUUACAAACGUCAAACUUAAAGAAAGGCACAAAUAUCACAACUAGAUCAAAAUGUAAGAAAAAGGAGCAGAGUAGACCCAUUUAUCCACUGAUUUUUUAAGUAAAUCGAAUUCUUUCUAACUAAUUGAAGAGUGGGGUUUUUUGUAAUCGUACCUCUAACUGAUCUUAGCCUUAAACCAAGAGAGGAUAAAGGAGACAGAGAAGGCAUCCCCCAUACACACCCUAUUCCACAGGUAAUUCGUCUCGAGUUAUUUUUAGAAUCGGGAUAAAGUUACCUCGCGCGCUGCGUGGACGUUUCGCGGAGGUUUGGCAUGACUAAACGCCGUGUAAAACAUGUCGCGCGAAAGGCAAUGAAAGCGUGAAGAGAUCGAGAGCAUUUCUGAAUAUUGAAACGAAAUGAGUCGGCGCUCAUCUGGGAAAAUGGAAUCGCUGCACUCUUUGACAAUCUGUGAAAUCAGUUGAACUCGAAGUUGUCGUAACCUCAGUGCUUUAAUAAAAUGAGAAAUUUCGCCGGUCUAUUGAAACCGGUCGUUUGUAUAAUAAAGCAAGUAGGAGUGUUACUUUUGUUGAAUAAUAAAAGACUAAUAAAAAAAUAAAUAACAAACCAGAAAUUGCUCUCUUCAAACUGUAAAUUAUAAAUGAUCCUGAGAGAAUAUUCAGUGAGUUAAGAAUUUCUCUGCUGUACUUUUAGCUCUAUGCAAGAGAGGAAGGGCGAUUCUUUUUUAAUUUCCGUUUCGCUGACACAGCUUAAGCAGAAAUCUCUCUUUAGUCGUUUUCGUCGACAAAACAAAUAGCAAUAUCGCUCUCCGCGUCUUCCGCCAUUUUUUUCUGCGUCAAUUCGUGAAGGACGCGUGGCUCUGAGCGUGGGUCAUCCACUUGGAACACAUUCGCGCUGUGUGAUUGGCUGUUGUCUUAUCCCCCUUGGGAUCUAUGGUCUUAAAAAUGACUCGAGACGAAUUAGCUAUGGAAUACUGAGGGUGUGUAUGGGGGAUGCCUUCUCUGUCCCCUUUAUCUUGCCUUAAACUCAUCAAAAGAUAAUUCAUUUGGUGCUAACCACGCCCCGGUUGUUCAAAGUUGGAUAAGGCUAUCCACCGGAUAAAUCACUAUCCAGUGGAUAAGUAUUUGGGAAACCAAUUACGUUAUCCACUGGAUAGAGAUUAAUCCGUAUAUAUCGGAAAGCGAUAUCCACCUUUUGAACAACUGGAGCCAGAAGCAGAACUGAAAUCAUUAAUGACUACGAUAAGAGUGGACUAAAGAUGAUUGAUAUAAAAAGUUUUAAAGCAUCAUUGAAAAUGAAAUGGGUUCAAAGCUACCUUAACAUAGAAAACAAAGGCAAAUGGAAAGUUUUUUUCGAUUACUACUUGGAGAAAUGCGGCGGGAAAUUAGUGUUCUUGUGUAAAUUAAAACAAAAAGAUGCAUCACAUCUGAAAAUAAGAGACCUUUUUUUAAAAGAAAUUGUAGAAUACUGGUCCAACUUAAAUUAUGGUGAGAAGAACCCAGCUUUUGAGUCAACAUGUCAGUAGUUAUGCUCCAGCAAAGAUAAGCCCCGUUGGUGGAUGGGUAAGGAUAGUUUAGGGAUAGUCUAUGACGUCACCAAUUGUUAUAACCUAGGGAAAAAUGCCUUCCUCCAUACUAAUAACUGUCUUCCUGCAUACUAAUUCAGUAUAGGUUUACUAAUGAGCGAAUACUACAAUAGGCACAAUAGGCUUGCCUCGGCUUGCCCGUUAAGUAACUUGAGCCCCGUUUUCGGACCGUCUAUUAAAGGGAACCUCCACUCUUACUACAGAGUAAGUUUAAAUCGAAUAAAAUUAUGUUGAUAAACAAAUUUGUUCGAAAUUUGUCCUUAAAAAAGUGUUUAUAUCAGGAAAAGUGAAUUUUAAAAUCGCUUAUUUUCACUUUCAAAUUUCGUGGGCGCCGCCAUCUUGAAUAAUUGUGACGUGUUACGGUUGCUCUAUUGUUCUGACACAAAGAGCUUUUGUUUAAUAACAAUAGGGCAACCGUAACACUUCACAAUUAUUGAAGAUGGCGACGCCCGCAAAAUUUGAAAACAAAAAUAGGCGAAUCGAAAAGUUAUUUCUUUCGGAUACGCUUUCUUUCUUUAAAAAUAUUUUAGAUUGACUUGACUGUAACAGUUAUUUCCUGUGAUUUAAAGUUAUCUUUUUGUUGAAGUGGAGGUUCCCUUUAAAAGGAAUUAAAAUACGAAUAAGAGAACCGAUCACGUAGCAACGCGAGAAACGGCGAGAAAUUUUAUUUUAUAUAUUUUCCAUCCACGACCACAUCCACUCCACAUCGACCCUACAUCGACCCCACAUCGACCCUACAUCGACAUUACAUCGACCCCCACAUCGACCCUACCCUCAACGUUUUUUUUUCAACACUGCUUCGUAAAUAGUGAAACUAUAUACCAUCACCACCACAUUUGUAUUGUUUUUUCCUCCACCACCACCACCGCCACCACACCGCUCCCUUGAGGUUUUUACUGCAGAGCUAAUUUGUAUUCAACGGCGGGCUUGCUAACUCGCAUAAUUACCUGACUAACGGCGCGUGAAACGCUGAGACUUAAAUAGUUUUUCAUUUCCUCGAGAUGGAAAGGAGAAAACGGUUCUGUAAUAGUCAGAUAGAAUUGAAAUAGAGAGUUUUCAGCUCCACUUUGUGUAUAUGUGCGUGUGUUUUGUUUAUACAUCCGAGUUUUAGCGCUAAAUAAGAAGACGUAAACUAAACUGAAAUAAAGACUUUUCAGCUCCACUUUCUGUUUGUGUUUUGUUUAUAUAUUGGAGUUUUAGCGCUAAAUAAGCGGUGAGGGUAAAAGGCGGAAUGAGUUUGCGGAAUGGCAUGUGGCAUGGCUUGCGGAAUGACAUAAUUAUGCGGAAUUUAAUAUACGCUGCUGAAUGAUCAAAAGAAAUAAAUUAAACUGAAAAGAGCACCCUUUUUUGGCGCCAAUCAAUUUGCAAACGCAGCCGCUGUUUUAAUGUUGCGGGCUUAACCUUUGAUGACAAUAAAAAAAAAAACCACGAAGGCUCAUUGUCGACCAACCUUUUCCGCACAGCCAAAAAGAUUCUUCGUCUAUUGAAGAAAAGAUGUUUUCGAAGGUCACGCUCCCUUCUACUUUAAUUUUUUCUACAAAAGAUGCUUGUACGAUUAACUCAACAGUUUCUUGUUACCUAUAUUUGUAUUCGAAACCGUGUGAGAAGUGUUUCUUUAUGAGACUGUGGGUUACGUGAUCGUGACAUAAUUGAUAAUAUUAUUCAGAGAUGAAUGAAUCUUGUAUUUUGUUUCCUCAACUGCGAGCUUGAGACGUGCGAAACAGAAAAAUCGACCAAAAUCUUAAUUUCGUGACAAGAGUUGAAGAAUCAAUUUCUUUCAUUUUUGUUCAUAGAUAGCUUUUAGGUAAAAGAGAAACCUAACGUAGAUUGUUCCCGCCGAAAGCCUUUUAUUCGGGAGAAAAAAUAGAAGAUCGGUUUUCGAUGUCGCCGGAGUCUCAGACUGCAUUAAUUUUAACCUGAAAUUCGCUAACAUCAACUUUCCUCGCGUUCGCAAACGAAGCUGGAUGGAGAAAUUCGGACGCUUUCCACGAACAGAAAAAUUCUUUUCCUUCCACUAGAAGAUACUUUCUGGACAAUAGGGAAGCUGGUCGUACUGAAAUAAUUUUAAAAAUGAGGGAUAGGUUUUCAGGAUAACAAAAAUUUCAGUUCGUUACUCAUUUUCGCCGCCAAUAUUUAACAUGUGGUAUAACUCCAAAUUCUCUUCUUGCGAUUUACAUCACACAUUUAGACAUUCAUUUAAAAUAUACCUGGGAAUUGGCUUGGGUAAGUGAAGGAAAUCUCUGUAAGACACCAUCGAAGUUCAGGAAUUUUCAUGGUAGGCUGGCGGUAUAAAUUGUCUGUAUUCUGUAAACACUUCCAAUUUCGAAACGCACAUAAACAGAUAUUUACAGCCCAAUGACUCGUUUUUCGUACGUCUUGUAGGUUUUCCCUUUGCAAAAUUGCUUUUUUCAAUCAAAGAAUGGGGUAAAAAGGUGAAACUGGGUCAAUUUUAGCCAUUUUGAAACACUGAACUUUACCUGGCGGCGACUCUGCGUGACAGUCUGUUCCGUGACUGCACGUGGCACAACGUACGUUUGAAGAGACGGAGCUGUCAAAAUCACAGUCACGAAAUCAAGGUAGUAACGCAACGUAAUUCUUGAUCGAAGGAGUAACACUUUCGGUGCCGACAGUAUUUUGAAGAAGCAAAAAAUCAAAUGCACAAGUAUUCUGGGAUUCACUUUCUAUCGACUCAAAAAUAAGGACUCUAACAAUGGUAUUAAAUUCGCUAAGGAUAACGGAAAAAGAAGAUAUUUCGUCUUGCUAAGGGACGGACCAUUAGAAAACUUAUGGGGGGGGGGGAAUUUUCGAGCCGCAGGAAUUUUUUUUCGUUAUCAAAUUCCUUGUAUGAAUUUUUUUUAGGCCAUAGCAUGAAUAUUUUUUAGGGUUAAUUGGCUUGCAAGAAUUUUUUUUCAUUUAAUUUUCCCUUGCGCGAAUGUUUUUUUUGGACUUCGCCCGCCCCCCCCCCCAUAAGUUUUUUAAUGGUCCGUCCCUAAUCGAAGAAACUAAGUUAUUUUGCUCACGCCUCAGUAUAUUUACCGGACUUCAAUGUUUUCGUGUGGAGGCUGUCUUCAGGAACCCUAGCUAAUUCUCGGGUAUGUUUUAGAUAAAUGUCUAAAUGCGUGAACCAGUAAAGCAGUUGUUCACUCAAAUUGGCGCCAAAAAAGGGGCGUCAAUGACCCGCGCAUGCCUUUCAGUUUAAUUUAUUUCUUUGCGCCAAUUUCCAUAUUUUACAUUCCGCAUAAUUAUGUCAUUCCGCAAGCCAUGCCACAUGCCAUUCCGCAAACUCAUUCCGCCUUUUACCCUCACCGCUAAAUAAGAUAUAGAAAGCAGUUUCUCGCGUUGCUACGUGAUCGGUUCUCUUAUUCGUAUUUUCCUUUAAUAGACGGUCCGAAAACGGGGCUCAAGUUACUUAACGGGCAAGCCGAGGCAAGGCCUAUUGUGCCUAUUGUAGUACUCGCUCAUUAGUAAACCUAUACCGAAUUAGUAUGCAGGAAGACAGUUAUUAGUAUGGAGGAAGGCAUUUUUUCCCUAGGUUAUAACAAUGGGUGACGUCAUAGACUAUCCCUAAACUAUCCUUACCUAUCCACCAACGGGGCUCAUCUUUGCAGAAGCAUAACUACUGUACUACGAGAUGACCGCCAUAUUCGAGUUCACUAAAAAUUCAUAUUUUUGCAAAUAGUUUAUUUUUGUUUGUUUGUCCAGUUUUUCUGUGUUGUUUUUUUGGGGUGUAGGUGUAUGUGUGUGUGUGUGUGUUUUCUGUUUUUUUUUUUUGUUUGUUUUUUUUCCUGAGAAAGUUCUAGCGUGCCCUUUUGUCACAUUAGAUCUAGAUGAAUGCCGAGGAAACAAUAACCAUUGUCACCAGAAUGCCGUCUGUACAAAUACUCUUGGCUCCUAUAAAUGUCAGUGUGCUACAGGAUAUAGCGGUGAUGGUUUUUCAUGUUCAGGUAAGGAAACUUGGCAUUUUUUACAUUUUUUUCCUCUUGCAAGGAGAAAACGCGUUCAUGAACUGUAUUUAGACAGUCUAGCGCUUGAAAUGUCAUGUUCAUUGUCGGACGAUUUAUAGAGUUUAGUUCUUGCUUCGAUUUCUAGAAUCGGAACAAAAUAUGGAAUGAAAUGCCUGUAACGUUAAGAAAUCUGUCAAAAAAUGCCCUCAGUUUAAGAGGAAAGUUGAAUUUGUUUUUCUCUUAGUAACUUGUAUUGAUCUCCCAGAAAUCGUUCAAAAAGUUUGGUUGAAUUUAUUUUCCUUUUAGUAACUGGUGGUUGUAAUUAUUGAUAUCGUUGAGUGUAUCAGUAAUCUCUAGUCAUAACUGUGUUGUCAUUAUUAAUAUUGCAUUAGUUUAUCAGUGGUCUCCAGUCAUUUUGUCAACUCUAGCUUUUUUUAGGUCUCGUGUUACUUUUAGUUGCAUUUAUUUCCUGAAAACAUGACCUUACUACAAUCCUGGAUAAAAGUCCUUGGGACAGUACUGCAAUAUUCAUGUUUUUCUUUCAUUUCUCGGUUCCCUAUUAAAACGGUGUAUUGUUGUAUUCACUUUACGGGAUGGUCUUUUUGAAGCAUAUUACUUUAAAUGCAAUGAAUUUGUGGUUGAAAUAUACCUUAGCCUUGUUUCUUUAGUUAAUUUGUAGCGAAUAUUGAUAAUACACUGUGUUUUUGCGACUGAGCACUGUGCGCGAUACUCGAAACACCGUGCAUGACCAACUUCCGCUGUACUCGGCUCCAGUUUAGGGAAAUGGGCCUGAUAUGGCAAAUGAGGGAAUUGUCUUGAAAAAACAUGCCACGUUGCGAAAAUAAUUUCAAACGUCAUUAUUAUUGCGUGUGAUCACCUACUUGCCUAAAAGUACCAAAAUGCCUGACAAGCGUUGGAAAAAUGAAAAAACAGACUUUUUCCCCAAAACCAGGAUUCAUAAAAGCCUGGACAAAAGUCCUUGGGACAGUACUGCAAUAUUCAUUUUUUUCUGUCAUUUCUCGGUUCCCUCCUAAAACAGUGCAUCCUGUUCGAACUUUUCUUGCAGUUCUCCCUCCCCUCACCCUAUACAAAGUUGAAACUCGGAAAAAAUUCGGGAUACACGCGUCCAACAUUGUUUGUGGGGUGAGAGAAGGGGUUGGACCUGUGUGAAUUGGAAACGCCCCAGAAAUGCAAAAGUGUCUCAAGACUUUUGUCCAUGAUUGUAGAUUAUCAUAGCUACCCGCGGGCAUUGUACUUCAAUCUCAAAAUAGAAAUAAAAUGUAUGUAUAAUUAUAUGUUUGUAGAUAUCGACGAGUGUUCUUCAGGUCACCAGUGUGACAGCAGUGCAACAUGUUAUAACACAGAUGGGUCUUACACUUGCACUUGUGACAGCGGCUACACAGGAGAUGGACGAACCUGUAAAGGUAAAAUAAGCACUUGAUCAAAUUUAGGGGUUACACAAUUGACCACUAAAACUCGCUAAGAUUCAAGAAAAUUUUUUAAAGUUACUCAACAUAUCGAAUUCAACAAGAACAGCUAGAUUCGUUGCUAGCAAAGAAGCAAAAAAUGGGGAUGCCGGGGUGACAAAGACUGGAGUUUAAGCUUUCGUUCGCAACCAACUGUUUCCGCGGUUUGCUUCCAGCGAUUUUUCUGUCGGGGAACUCAAUCGUUAAUAUUUUCUGUUGAAACUGAAGUCUAGCAGGUGAUCUCUCAAAACCUCUUCAGCAGUCUGGGCCACAUGGAGUCAUAUUAAAUCGAGUCGGUUUGCGCGUAGAUGUAACUGGACCUGAUGUUUAGUUAAUAGGCAAGGAGGGAGACUUAUAGAGGAGAAUGAGAGAGGCCGAGCAUAACGCCUUGGAAUCAAAUAGAGUUACUGACAAUAAAAAUGUAUAAAUUGACCACUUUCAGAGUGAAUAACUCAGCGAGUUUGACUUUUGGAGAAUCUUGUGGGGAAUUAGAAUAUUAAAAUAUUUUAGUUUCCUUUUUUCACUUACUAUUUAAAACAACUUUUGUAGGUUUUGAAGGUUUAGGUCAAGUAAAAAAUAUAUAUAUAUCAGACUUAAAACCUACGCAAGUCUUGUCUGGCCGUUCAACCAGGAACUGAUAUUCUUCCAAGAUACCUUUAGAAACUAAUACAAUAGUCAGCUGCAACAGUUUUUAAUUAUCAGGAAGAUUAAUCUCAAGUAUGGUAUAAGUUUGCCUUCCCGGGACAAAUAAUAUCAUUUAAUACCGGCUAUGAAAAAACGGCAGCAUCUUUUAGACUUACAUGCACGAUUGAACUGAAGAGACUGAAGAGAAGGGACAGCUCCAGAGUUCUGACAGAGAUAGUGGAAUUUGUCGCUUUACCCGAUUCCGUUCCCAAGUAAACUUACAAAUUGUUCAAUUCAAGUCCUAGUUAUGCAGGGACGGUAAAGAAAUGUACAAAAAAGCGUGAUGCACGACACGUGCAGAAUUGUUGUUUUGCUCAUUGAACCUAUUGCUUUUUUGACGUUUCCGUUGCCGUCGCCGUCGUAGUUUCGUAAGGUCCCUUAUAUCCCGCGCGUCGGCAGUCCAAAAACGCGUGAAUUACGGAAACCGUAAGUUAAUUUCCACUUGCAUAGCAACGCGAUACAAUGAUGGGCCCUUAAGAGAUAUCAAGAGAAGUCACGCACAAGUAGCACGCGAAAGACGACGAGAGAGCAAGUUGAGGGGAAAGAAAGGGAGAGCUCUUCUUCAUCGCUCACUCGCGCGAUCGCUUGCCACUUGAAAUGGAGAGGUUGCUCUCAGUCCAUAAUAUUUCUGAGUGGUCAUGCGCGUUCGCUUUUUGGUGAGCCAGUUUAUGUUAGGAAUUAAAGGGGAAAAUUCGAGCUAUUUACAUAUCAAGCAACGUCAGUCUAUGACUCCAAGUUUCCUUUUUCACCCAUCUCAACCAACCUUUAACAAUUAACACCACUACGGCAUUCACACGUACCUGACAUACAAAAACUGAAAAUCCUCACAUACGCGUGAUACAAGUGUUCGCUCGGAUAGCGUCUUGUUAUCAAGAUUAUCAUUUUAAAAACUUUCUUUUGUCAUUUUUCAGAUUUAGACGAAUGCUCACUCAACACUCAUGACUGUAAUGCGAAUGCUAUUUGCACCAAUACAGAAGGGUCAUUUACUUGCAAGUGCGACGUGAAUGCACAUUACAUUGGUGACGGGAAAACAUGCACUCCUCAUCGUAAGCCGAAUUAUAUGUUUUAUUUCACUUUGUUCUAUUCGUUUUACCACUCUGCCAAUUGUUAACUUCUAUUUUGUGGAAAAAGCUAUCCACCAAUAUUUAUGUCGCCAACGAGCAAGCCCUCGUCUGCCUGUCGAUCAUCUUGAUUAUGCUCUUGUCCAAUUUUGCUGUGAUCAUCGAUGCCUUAUAAAAAUUCAUAGGUAUUGAACAACUACUUCAUUUUAAAAGCGGCCCUGAUUCCAUGUAAAUAAAGGUAGGGUCAGUCAAGCAUAUGUCUCUGAUAGUUUAAGCAGUGAGAUCAAGUAAGACCUUGAGCUUCAAUUUUGUUUGCCUUUUCUUUCUGUACGAACAUUGUUUCAACAUACACUUUUCCAUUUUGUGCUUUUCUAGAUAAAAAUGUAGUCUAUCUGUAUUUGUUUUUUAUUUUAUUUCAGGCGGCCUUGGUGAUUCAGUCAUUUUAGCGAAUGACGUUGGCAAGGCAUCCCAGUUAAACACCUGGCUCCUCCCCCACCUGCAAAGUUCGGACAGAAGUUACUGGAAGUUGUGUUACAGAGCUACUAGUCACGGUUGGGGCUCGCGUACCUUUCACAGCUAUUGCGAUAACAAAGGACCCACUGUAACAAUUGUUAGGGUAGGGAUCUAUAUUUUUGGAGGCUACAACGACAAUUCAUGGCAAUGUAAGUCUUUGAAAUAGCUAAGAUACGAAGAAGGUAUCGACCAGUUGAACUGAAUUAAACCCGGGGGUUAUUAACCCCAAAUGUAAUAUAAAAGGAAGGAGAGAAUGGGCCUUUAGAAUUUUCGCAAAUAGUUCAAAACAAGUCUAGUCUUAACCAGAUUGUCAUUAAUCACUCGCAAUUCUGCUAAUUGGAGAAGAUUGUGUGGUAAGAGUUUAAACAAAUACUCGCAACCUGACAAUCUAAUCCAAAGUCACAACAUUGCUGAAGCAUGAACUGUAUUCUAAACAUUUGCCAUCGUAUAUUGAGAAAAAUUACUGACAACCAGGAGUUUUGAUUGGCACAAUCUGGCACAUUUUCCAGGCAUUAUCGGUCAUGACCACUGGCUCCUCCUUGUACCACGGCUUGGCCGUACGUUUUCUUGUACGAUCGGGGAUUAGACGGAUCCAGAUCUAGAAAAAUAAAUGUUUGUUCGGCUUAAAACGCUUCAAACAUGCCACCAAAAAACUGUGCUGAGUCCUCGGGCUGCUUUAUUUAUAAUUAAUUUAUUUAUUUUUUGACAAGCGCGUUUGAGGUGGGGUAUGAGGCUUAGUGGAGAAGGUCGGGCUUAAUACUGCUGUACUGCAGCUGGUUCUACCACGUCUUUUUCUUGAAAUCUGAGACAGGUGGACCGCCGUUUCUUUUGAAUUUUCUAAUGGAAAAGCCCUGAGCGUGAUUUAUGUGGUAUUUCACACAUUAUAUACUACUUUCCUGCUCUCAGUAUUUACUAACCCACCACCGUUUCCUAAAAAUACACCAUUUUACUGCUUUUGGAUUAGUAUCCUAGACUUUGAGAGUGAGUGCAAGACUAAGGUUGACCAUAAUAGAUAGAUAGUUAGAUAGUUUAAUUAUCAAUACUUUGCAGCCCAAAGGCUGAAUUGCGUAUUUACAAAUGAUGCAAUUGAUAAAAUGUGUCUAUAAAACUAAUUACAGUAAAUAAAAAAGUGUGAAAAAUGUGAUAAAAACUCUAAAAAUCUACGUACAGGAUCUAAUAAUAAAACUAUUCCUAAAAUGAUCGGUCUUGCAUUUAUGUACAAUGAAGCGCGUGUUGCACCUUAGAGCAUAACCAUGUUUUGAUACAAACGUCCUUUGUUUUCUUAUGGAAAAAAUUAUACUUAAAAAGUACUUGUUAGAAUAAAAAAAACACGAUUUACAUAUUAAGAAAGCAGAAAUGGUUGUAUCAAAGCAAGGUCCACUCCAGCCUCGUUUCCAUCCAUAAUUGUAAAAUGGUCUAUUGAACUCGACUGAGUUACACUGAAUCUCUAAUUGUUUGUGUUCUGUUUUUUCUCUACUUCAGGGUCUGCUGGUUAUCAAUAUUCGACAAAUACCUUCUUGUACUCACUGAAAAACUACAACGGGUAUGGAUACUUCAAACAGGACAUAACCAACGGCUACUAUGGCCACGCCACUUACAGCGAUUAUGAUUAUGGUCCAACCUUUGGUGCGGGCCAUGAUAUGAAAAUUGCGGACAAUGCGGGAAGAAAUACCAAUUCUUACUUUAGUUGUUACUCGUACCGCAGUCCCUAUUGUGACAAUUAUCUCUGGGUUGGAUCACGAAACGGGAAUAAUUUCUGCCCAGAUGAGGUGGAGGUUUAUUAUGAACUGCUUGCUUGAAACCGGGCGGCAACAUAAAACAAAGAAAACGUAGAAAACAAACAAACAAACAGCAACAACAACAAUCACGAUAAAAACAUCAACAGACCAACAAAAAUAAGUCACAGCAAAAAAUAAAUAAAUAAAUAAUCAGCCCUCCGCCUUUUACUAUACCUUUGCUGAGAAAGAAAGCUACCAUCUCUUUCAUGAUAUUUUCAAAGUAACUCCACUUAUGACAAAAACGGUGAUUAGCGGCUAACGUGUACAAAUUAUUGUAUUUGGAGCUUUCGCAGUAUCAAUUGCAGAAGUUUUAACAACAAAAUGAGGUGUUAAAGGACCAACAGCGGUGAACCAUAGGACGACUGGUUUUGUCGUUAUGAUGGACCAGAAGGAAUUUUUCGUUGGUAGCGUAGUUCCAUGUUAGGAAUUUGCUUUAAGGGAGUGUUUUCGGUUGUUAGAACUUAUCCCUGUGGGUAUUCUUAG